Messenger RNA from Exophiala aquamarina CBS 119918, 852 nucleotides. RefSeq lists its product as uncharacterized. Gene Ontology annotation, cellular component: small-subunit processome; nucleolus. The transcript has a single exon. Gene Ontology annotation, biological process: rRNA processing. The record is from RefSeq and is a predicted model, not a curated record. The coding region runs from base 1 to 852 and encodes 283 amino acids. NCBI's taxonomy places the organism in Eukaryota, Fungi, Ascomycota, Eurotiomycetes, Chaetothyriales, Herpotrichiellaceae.
AUGUCCUCCCUCCGCAAUGCCGUAGCACGGCGUCCUCAUCGAGAACGUGGUCAAAUCCAAUCCCGCGAGAAAUGGGGUCUACUAGAAAAGCACAAGGACUACUCCUUACGUGCCAAAGACUACAACACUAAGAAGAAGAAAAUCGCCCAAUUGUCCCAAAAAGUCCGCGAGAAGAAUCCCGAUGAGUUUGCCUUUGGUAUGCUCAGCCAGGGCAAGGCCGGCUUGGGAAAGCAUAAGUCAGGAGCAAAAGCAAACGGCGAUGCAGGUGGGCCUCUUAGCCACGAUGCGGUCAAGUUGUUGAAGACGCAGGAUGCAAAUUACUUGAGAGAUGUUGUGGCACAGGGACGCAAGGAAAUGGAGAGAUUAAGGCAAGAGGUCGGCAUGGAUGCAGUAACACUCGAUGGGCAAGGGCAGGCAAAGAGAAAGAUUUUUAUGGAACAAGACGAUACCGAGAAACCCGAGGGAAAGAAGCGGAAACCCGACGCGGAAGUUCUCGAGCCCAUAGCAGCUCUGUCCCUUGAUAUUGCUUCAGAGAGAUCACCUCUACAAUCGCAAGAUGUCGUCGAAAAUGUUGAUGUCGAGGAAGAUGUUUCCAGCACCAAGUCCAAACCCAAAUCCCAGAAAGCUCUCGCCGCAGCACAGGAUGCAGCCGCUCGUUUACGAACAGAACGCAAGAAGAGGAAGCGUCUGCAAGAGAUGCGAGUUGCGAAAUUGGAGGCUUUGAAGAAGCGGCAGCGCGAGAUCAUGGCAGCAGCCGACCAGCUGGACCUGCAGCGAGCAAAGAUGGCCAGAACAGUGGGAGGCGUGAAUAAGAAUGGAAUCAAGUUCAAGAUCAGGGAAAGGAAGAAAUAG